AUUUGCAAUAUUUCGUUUCGUAGCAAAAUUUUGUCAAUUUAUAAAACAGCUGUCCUUAAUAUCUACAUGAAAAAAUACUUUUAAUAAUCAAACAGUGUUAUGUAGUCAUUUAUGAGAUAGGUGAUGAAUAUAGUAUGAGAUACAUUUAUGAGUAACGACGUAAAACAUUCGUGACCUUUUGUAUUGCUUAAGAUGUCGAUUCCUCCACUUGUCUGCAGUACACCACCUCCUCCUGAACAAUGCGAAGAUGAAAAAGAUCUUGAAGAAUUCGACGUUCAAUAUAAUCUAUCUCAGGAUGAUGAAGAAUGUAGUGAUUACUAUGGACACUAUUCAUCAUAUAGUGUCGAAAUCUCAUCAUUAAAACAUAAUGACUUGCAAGGCAAUUCCGUUUUGGAGGAUGAAAACACAAAGCAAUCUGAUAUAGUAAUAGAUUCAAACCCCACUAUACAAAAUAAAAUAAAAUAUGAAGAAGAUACUAACAUAGAAGAUUUGAAUUUACAAAUAGAUGAUGUGGGAUCACUCAGUGAACUGAAUGAUUCAGCUAAAGAUUCAGUGAAUGAUUCAGCUAAGGAUCCUGUUGAAGGUAAUGUUGUAGAUAAUUCAGCAAACACAAAUGUGAAAAAUGAAUUUAUAAAAAAAUUACAUGAAGAGGGUAUUAGUACAGGGGAAAAUUUUCAUUUCAUACCUGUUGAAGAAGAAAAGGAAACCACAGAUCAACAAGUUGAAAUGGUAGAAGAUGAAAUUAUUAGAGACACACUACAGAAUGCUCCAAUUGAAACAGAAAUUGAUGAUAAUUCUGUCAUUGACCUUCAACAUGGAUUAAAUAACACUAAAUUAGAAAAUGAUCCAAAUGAUGAUUUUGGUGAAUUUGAUGAUUUCAAUUCAAAACAAACUGACAGUACAUCUGUCUUUAUUGAGAACUAUACCAAUCCUUGGGAAAGUGAGGAAGUCAACUCAGAUUUUGGUAAUUUUACAGCAAAUUUUGAUGACAAUCAAAGUCAAUUACAAAAUACAUCCUCGAAUUGUGAUGAUAGCAAUUCAGAGUUUGGAGAUUUUAUAGUGAACCCAAAUAAUGAUAGUCAAACACUAAAAUCAAAUGAAAGCUGCACGGCAUCAGAAAGUAGAGAUAUUGUUGAAAAUAUCAGUGACAGUGCCCUUAAAGACUCAAAUUCAAAUAGUGAAGAUGAUGAUGAUGAUUUUGGUGAUUUCGAUGAUUUCAAGUCAUCAGUCUCUCAUGAUGGAAAUACAUUAGCCUCACAUCUAGAUGAUCCAGGCACAGCUGUAUUUAAUUUGCAUUCAAGUGACAGUAGUGUUCCAGUUAUAGAGAAUAUAAAUAAAGUAUUACAAUGUAUAUUUGAAGAUGAAAUAGUAAAACCUCAAAAUGAAAUAAAUAUUUCUAUAGAAUCUGUGCUGGGUGAAACAUGGGGGCAUUUAACAGAAACUGAUGUUAGACAGCCUUACAUAGUGAAUUGGAAUCAUUCUUUUGGUCAAAAAACCCUAUUAAGGGCAUUAUGCAUUGAUUCCAGAAAUAUUCUUUUUGGUCACAAGUGGAAUCACAGUAUGCCCAAAUAUGCAGCGAACUUAGGAGCAGCUCCUCUACAACCGCAGAAGUCUACAUCAUCAUCAGUAUUAUCUCCCAAUGAAGAUGUCCCCAAUGAGAAGUCUACAAGUAAAAGCACUCCAUGGGUGGAUCCGGUUGAAGGACAACAGUCUUGCAAGACUGAAAACGUAAGAACAACUCCUGAAAAUCGACCUACUGACUUGCAUGUGUUUGACGCUAUAGCAACGACAAAAGCUGAAAAGAUAUAUUCAAGCACUAUUAAUGUGCAACCAAUACGACAGAUAAGUUUACCGGACACACAUAUAUUUACACCGACCGAUUCAGAAAUACCUCGAUCGAAAACAAUACAUUACGACAGUCAGCCAACAGUUCUUAUACCUCAAACGACUGAAAAUAAACAUGAAGCUAUUCCAGAGAAGUUUACAGAGUGUUCUGUAUCACGUUCAUCUAAUCACAAAUCUGAUGAUGACGACGAGUACUGGGAAUUUCAAGAUUUUAAAAGUACUCCAUGUGCCACCAAUUCAACAGCAGAAAGAAGUCAAACAAUACAACAAAAUAAUUCAAAUUCACCUAACAUGGCUUCAGAGAGUUCCCUUUCGCAGACUGUAACAUAUCAGACCCAAAUAUUACAGCCGAUUAAAAUGGAACCCAUAUUUCCCACCCUAAACUGGCCAGAUCCUGGGGAGGUGAAAGAAGUAUUUAAUGAUUUUGCAGAGUUCGCUUCAAGCUCUUCAUGGAGUGGUAACCAAACUUCAAACCAAUUAGAAAUUAAAAUUGACUCGUCAGUAAACGAUUCUAUCCAAAAACCUUUAAAAGAAGAUUUAACACUAAAUAGUGAAUCAGUAACUUUUAGUAAUACUGAUGACGACUUCGAUACAUUCCAAUCAGCAUUACCAACACAAGUCCCGGUCAAGAGUCUAACGAAUUGUAAAGAUAUUAAUAUUAAAAAUACAGCCCACAAUAUGGUUCAAGACGUAAACUUUGAAUGUGAUUUUCCUAAAAUUAAAAGCGAUAACUCAAACACGUAUUCAUUGUACAACUCAACAGAAUUAAACAAUGCAAACGACAGCGAAACUGUGUUUGGAACAGGAUCUAAAACAAAGGAUGUUUCGAAUAAUUUUAUGGCGGUGCACCCUACCAUCCACAGUAAUAUCUUACAACCGACAUCGAUUGUUCCUGUUUUUUCGCCUCCGAUAGCUCAACAAAGCACUGGGCAAAUUUUGCAACCCCUAACUUUAGAGAGCUUCUCGCAAAUCAAUUGGCCCAACCCGGGUAUAGAUUUGCAGGAUCUGUCAAGAUUUAAUCCUGUCGAAACGUUACAUUCCUUAAAAACAGACUUGAGCGUGAACCCGAACAAGAGCUCACCUAGUCACAGUAUUAAAACAACCGUUAACAAUUUAACAGCAGAGGACGAUGUUUGGGGCGAAUUCGUAUCGGGUAAGCCACAGGUUUCCGCCAAAAAGCACACAGUGGACGAGGACGAGUGGUCGGAAUUCGUUUCGAGUCCUUCUGUAAAACCACAGAACGGUCUAAGCACAAUAAGCCUAAACGUUCACACUAAUUUAAAUUCCCAGAAAAGUACCAAUAAAUUUAUCGCGAGAAAAAGUGAAAUACCACUUGAUAUUCCAGGUUUAAAUUAUAUUACCCCCAAGUCCAAUAAUUUAAAGACACACACUGAGAAGCAUUUCCAAAAUUUAUAACAAAGUUAUCGAAUUUUAAUAUAGUUAUAACGAAUGUAUGUACUUAAUUUGAUAUAACAAUAAUCUGGUGAAGGGCGUAGCUUUUUAAUAUAUGUAUUGUGAUCUUUAUAAAUAUAUAAAAUUAAUAUUUAAGUUUUAAAACUAUUCUUGAAACAUUAAAAUACUUAAUAAGUUUCGGUCGGUUUCCUAGUCCUGUGUUACCUGCUUACUGAAUAGAAUCUUGCAAUAUUUCAAUAUAAUUUAAAGGUUUUAAGAUGGACGUGUGAGGCACGUCAAAAUUAGAUGUCGAAAACCAACUGUACCUUUGUAGAAUGAAGGUACUUUAAUGAAAAAUUUAUAAAUUCGAUUCACACUAAGUAAAAGCUGUUCGUAACAACAGGUUUGUCUUAUGUACAGAGUUAACUGAAUGUAGUUGAAGCCAUAGAAAUCAAUAGUUGAAACAUUUCAAAACAUGUAAUACUUAAUAAUUGUGAGUAGUGGAAUAUUAGUGUAGAAUUCUAAUUGUAACUGCUCGUUUAUCGAGUGUUAGUGUGAUACCCGUCCUUAUCAUUGUACGUAGAAUAUAAUUAACGAAAUUAAUUUAAGUUAAAGAAAUUUUAUAA
This is a messenger RNA of Bombyx mandarina (wild silkworm), 3863 nucleotides long. It is a transcript of the gene Afti, whose product is annotated as aftiphilin. Gene Ontology annotation, molecular function: clathrin binding. Lineage: Eukaryota; Metazoa; Arthropoda; Insecta; Lepidoptera; Bombycidae. The record is from RefSeq and is a predicted model, not a curated record. Gene Ontology annotation, cellular component: AP-1 adaptor complex; trans-Golgi network membrane. Gene Ontology annotation, biological process: intracellular transport.